Ramularia collo-cygni is the source of this 912-nucleotide messenger RNA. RefSeq lists its product as uncharacterized. Gene Ontology annotation, cellular component: nucleus; cyclin-dependent protein kinase holoenzyme complex. Lineage: Eukaryota; Fungi; Ascomycota; Dothideomycetes; Mycosphaerellales; Mycosphaerellaceae. Bases 1 to 912 code for a protein of 303 amino acids. The record is from RefSeq and is a predicted model, not a curated record. Gene Ontology annotation, molecular function: cyclin-dependent protein serine/threonine kinase regulator activity; protein kinase binding. Gene Ontology annotation, biological process: regulation of cyclin-dependent protein serine/threonine kinase activity. The transcript has 2 exons.
AUGGAAGAUGGCGUCUCGCACGCCUGUCCGGAGGGCGAGCAGCGAGACCAGGCCAGGUCGCCGCCGCCGCCGCCUGAUCACGAUGCGACGGCCUCCACCCUCGAUCCCACCCUCGACAAGAGAUCAGACACGCCGAUGCAGCUCAGCAGCGCCGACUGGGACAUAACGUCCAUCUCGGCACUGGGUGCCCUCCGUAUGCUGGUUCAAGCGCUCGAGAAGCUCGCCGACGCAACCGGCGAUGUUCCUCCUACGCCGCCUGUCUCUCGUCCGACGACACCUCGGCGCAUGGAAGCUGAGCGUGGUCACAGGCGAACUCCUUCAACCCCAUACCGAGCUGCAGGUGCAGUCGGCCUUCCUUCACUACACAUCGGCAGUCCCGAGGCUCAUCCACAUGAGCCCAUCACAGUAGAGGUUGGUUCUCAUGCAGAGGAUAUGGCUGUACAGCACGCAGCCAUAGCACGUCGCUUCUUCUCCAAGACAGCGCCGCCUUUCUCUUUGGGAGACUACCUGCUUCGAUUCCACCAUUUCUGCCCCCACUCACCAGGUGUAUACCUGGCUGCUGUAGGCUACAUCCACCGACUGUGCGUUUCAGAUCUCGCUGUUCCCGCCACAAACCGAACGAUCCACAGACUCUCCCUUGCUGCAAUAAGAGUGGCAGCAAAGGCUUUGGAGGAUAACAAAUGGGCACAAGAGCGUGUUGCGAAAGUCGGAGGCGUCAGCUCGGGACAGCUUAURAAUCUGGAGAUCACCAUGUGCUUUCUCCUAGACUUUGAGCUUUACACAGAUGAAAAGAUCAUGGCACGCCGGAUGUUCUUGCUACAGGAAGCAGGAAGGCAUGGCAUUGGUGCGAAGGGCCGACUUAACGACGGCUUCCAGCUCAGACUGCCAAUGAGGGCUCUGGGCGUCAAGUGA